Molecule: messenger RNA, 650 nt
Organism: Lobosporangium transversale
Lineage: Eukaryota; Fungi; Mortierellomycota; Mortierellomycetes; Mortierellales; Mortierellaceae
Product: high mobility group box domain-containing protein
Exons: 4
Coding region: 83-493 (136 amino acids)
Source: RefSeq, a predicted model, not a curated record
CGUGGUCAUCCCUGACUCUCUGAACUUGUCCAAUAAACUCCUUGUGUGUCUCAAGAGAAGAAAAAAACAAAGACAGAAAAAAAUGCCCAAGGUUAAAUCUGCCAAAGCGAUCAAAAGUACGAAAACCGUGGAUCCCAUGAUGCCCAAAAGACCCCUUUCGGCCUACUUGAUGUAUUGUCGGGACAAUCGAACUAGUGUCCAAAUGGAGAACCAGGGGCAAAAACCUUCUGAAGUCAUGAAAACCCUUGGCCACAUGUGGAGAAACUUAUCUGAAAAGGAAAAGAUGGGAUAUAGUAGGAAGCAUUCGGAGGAGUUGCAAAAAUAUAUCGAGAAAGUAAAUGCUUUCUUUGCAGAGAAAAAGAGCACCGACAGUAGCCGUGGUGACGGCACCAGCUCGGCGAGAUCAACUACAACGAAAAAGGAUGCCGCUCCAAGACCAAAGGCGAAGGCACCUUCUACUUCGAAGAGUAACGAAAGGGCAAGAAAGGAGUAGUGCAGAAAGCCACGGAAAUUGAGGAUACGGAUGAAAUGGAGAUUUGUGAGGAGUAACUUCUUUGCUUAGAAAGCAGGAUUUGGUUUCGCAAACGAUGUUUGAUUUGAUAUGAGGCAAAGUAUUCAUUUACGUCUGCUCCAGAAGUAGUAAAAUUGAG